Clupea harengus (Atlantic herring) is the source of this 1072-nucleotide messenger RNA. RefSeq names its product bublin coiled coil protein (gene bbln). Lineage: Eukaryota; Metazoa; Chordata; Actinopteri; Clupeiformes; Clupeidae. The record is from RefSeq and is a predicted model, not a curated record.
CAUGUGUCAGUCAGCUGAUCAGAACAGCUGACAGAUGAGACGACAACAGCUCUUUCCUGUGACUAAUAUCGCAUCUUGGUCGAAUUUUAGUUACAGCUUUGUUACAUUAAGUACUACCCUUGACUAAGUUCGGGGAGUAUUUUAUAUAACAAAGUAUGCUCGAGAUCUUCUUUGUUGCUGUUCAGUUCAUUGCACAGGACACAAUUCACGCUAGUCCCGUUCUUUGGCCAUCAGUAGAGUAGCUUGGCAGCUUCUCUAAUUCAGCGAACCUCGUCUACAUCUUACAACACCAAAAUGUCUGGACCAAACGGCGAUCUCAACAUAACAAUUGAUGACGGAAUUAUUGCGGACGAUGAUGAAUUUGACGAGGAAGAAUACACCGCUAUUAACUCAAUGUUGGACCAGAUCAACUUCUGCCUAGAUGACCUCGAGGAGCGCAAUGAUUCACUGAACGGCAAGCUGCACGAACUGCUGGAGUCCAACCGGCAGGCGCGCCAGGAGUUCAGGGCGAAAAUAAACGAGGGGUUGGCCGAAGGUCAAGAGCAUCCAGAACAAUCCUCAAAAGAGGACUCUACACCACCUAAUGACAAAGAUAACGGCGAGUAAACACAUGUACGUAGCGCUGAGGUGCGCUAGGUAAUUAUAGUUGCUUCCCUCAUUGCAUUUUCUCAUUCUGUCAACACCCUGAGUAAACUUAAACCUAUUGUAUUCAGACUGACUAGGUUCUCUGUUAUUCAUACUGAACAGAAAUAGAAAAUGUUAAUGUACGUUAUUCGCUCCCAUGACUUGGAAUUAUGCAUACUCAGCAGGCCAUGUGAUGUAGCUAACAUACAUCAGUCUAAAUGGGAAGGUCAGCAAUACUGAGAAGGGGACUUACACAAUACUGAAGGCAUUCUAUUGCAGGUCUAGCAGUUUGGCGCAAUAACUUAAAUCCUGUCUUAAAAACCCAUGUAGAAUGAAACUUGUAUUACAGUGGUGUGUCGUUUGUACAGGGGUAUUGUACUUCGUUCAUCUGAUGCAAAUGUUGUAACGUAUUUAUUGAUGUAAAUAAAAGGUCUUGUGAAAAGUCAAA